Messenger RNA from Zingiber officinale, 1162 nucleotides. Its product is annotated as LOB domain-containing protein 6-like. The transcript is spliced from 3 exons. The record is from RefSeq and is a predicted model, not a curated record. Lineage: Eukaryota; Viridiplantae; Streptophyta; Magnoliopsida; Zingiberales; Zingiberaceae. The coding region runs from base 198 to 971 and encodes 257 amino acids.
AUCACACCACCUCAUUAAAUAUAAUUAUCCUCCCCCUUCCCACCUCCCUCUUCUCUUCUCUAUCUCUUACCAUCCUUCCCUUCAUAGCCCAUCCAACCCCCAGAACACAGCUCAGAGAGAAGAAAGCGAAAAAAGAAGUAUUCAUUACCUGCAUCAAAUCACAGAAAGAAGGGAGGCCGGGAGGGUGAUUCCAUCAAAUGGCGUCGUCGUCUUCGGUGGUGCAGGUGUCGUCGUCGUCCGGGUCUGCGGAGGAGGCUGCGGCGGCGGCAGUGGCGGCGGCGGCGGCGGCGUCAUCGACGAGUUCGCCGUGCGCGGCGUGCAAGUUUUUGCGGCGGAAGUGCCAGCCGGACUGCGUGUUCGCGCCGUACUUCCCGCCGGACCAGCCUCAGAAGUUCGUGCACGUGCACCGGGUGUUCGGCGCCAGCAACGUCACCAAGCUCCUCAACGAGCUGCACCCGCUGCAGCGGGAGGACGCCGUCAACUCCCUCGCCUACGAGGCCGACAUGCGCCUCUUCGACCCGGUCUACGGCUGCGUCCGCGUCAUCUCCAUCCUCCAGCACCAACUCCACCAGCUCCAGAUCGAUCUCUCCCGCGCUAAGUCUGAGCUCUCCAAGUACCAGUCCGCCGCCGCCGUUGCCCCGCACCCCUCCUUCCUCGACCACCAAGCCGGCCUCCCUUUCGUCGGCGCGCUCACGGGUUUCGAGUUCGGCCGCGACAUCCCACAAAGCGCUGGCCACGGCAUCAGCCGCCGCCAGAUCAUGAUGCCAAGGAACCACCACACCGACGCGGAUCUGCUGUCCGCCAGCCUCAGUGCCACAACUGCUAACGGAGAGUACCACGCGGGCCUCUUGCCGGAUAUGAGCGCUGCCGCGGCAUCGCCAGCCGCCAUCGGGCUGUUCGGCGUGCGCCAGUACUCUAGGCAGAGCGCCGGCGGCGGCGGCGACGAGCAAUCCAGCGUCGGUUCUCUGUAACGAUCCAUCUCCAAAAGGUUAAUUUAAACACUGGAGCAUGGUUUACUGGAGGGAUGGAUCACGUUUAGUCAAACUACAAAGAACUGAAUUCUCCUUUAUAUGUCUGCUACAUGAUUAUCUUAUUUAGAAAUGCUUUGUUCCAUCUCAAGUGAGAUCAUUCUAUAUACCGGACAAUUUGCAUGCUCUUGUUA